This is a messenger RNA of Fusarium tjaetaba, 465 nucleotides long. RefSeq names its product mago nashi. The coding region runs from base 1 to 465 and encodes 154 amino acids. Gene Ontology annotation, cellular component: exon-exon junction complex; nucleus. Gene Ontology annotation, biological process: RNA splicing. Lineage: Eukaryota; Fungi; Ascomycota; Sordariomycetes; Hypocreales; Nectriaceae. The record is from RefSeq and is a predicted model, not a curated record. The transcript is spliced from 6 exons.
AUGACGUCCUCGAGUGAACCAUUCUACUUGCGAUAUUACUCUGGCCAUAUGGGUCGUUUCGGUCACGAAUUCCUGGAAUUCGAUUUCCGAGUCGUCGGCGAUGGUCGCAGUGCGGUAGCCCGAUAUGCCAACAACUCCAACUACCGAAACGAUAGUUUGAUCCGAAAAGAGAUGUGUGUCAGCUCAGUAGUUGUCGACGAAAUCAAGCGCAUUAUCAAGACGAGCGAGAUCACCAAAGAAGAUGAUUCGAAAUGGCCUCAGAAGAACAAAGACGGACGCCAGGAAUUGGAGAUUCGGAUUGGUAACGAUCAUAUCGCGUUCGAGACCGCCAAGAUUGGAUCCCUGGUGGAUGUCACAGAGUCUGCUGACCCAGAAGGUCUGCGAGUGUUCUACUACCUUGUUCAGGAUCUCAAGGCUCUAGUUUUCAGCUUGAUCGCUCUGCAUUUCAAGAUCAAGCCAAUUUAA